Neomonachus schauinslandi (Hawaiian monk seal) is the source of this 369-nucleotide messenger RNA. RefSeq names its product ATP-binding cassette sub-family D member 3-like. Gene Ontology annotation, cellular component: peroxisomal membrane. Gene Ontology annotation, molecular function: ATP binding; long-chain fatty acid transmembrane transporter activity; ABC-type transporter activity. The record is from RefSeq and is a predicted model, not a curated record. NCBI's taxonomy places the organism in Eukaryota, Metazoa, Chordata, Mammalia, Carnivora, Phocidae. The coding region runs from base 64 to 369 and encodes 101 amino acids. The transcript is spliced from 4 exons. Gene Ontology annotation, biological process: peroxisome organization; very long-chain fatty acid catabolic process; long-chain fatty acid import into peroxisome.
AGUGGUAUCAUUGGUCGUAGCAGGAAAGAUUUCAGGAGAUACUUAUUCAACUUCAUCGCUGCCAUGCCUCUCAUCUCUGUAAUUAAUAACUUCUUGAAGUUUGGGUUAAAUGAGCUCAAACUGUGCUUCCGAGUAAGACUAACUAAAUACCUCUAUGAGGAGUAUCUCCAAGCUUUCACAUAUUAUAAAAUGGGAAAUCUGGACAACAGGAUAGCCAAUCCAGACCAGCUGCUUACACAAGAUGUAGAAAAGUUUUGUAACAGUGUAGUUGAUCUGUAUUCAAAUCUUAGUAAGGCUGAUUUCAGUAAAAACAGAAAUCUGAACUUUUGUCACUUGACGUGUGGACUUGUGGCAAUUGCUAGAAAUUGA